Messenger RNA from Pangasianodon hypophthalmus (striped catfish), 3389 nucleotides. It is a transcript of the gene gnsb, whose product is annotated as glucosamine (N-acetyl)-6-sulfatase (Sanfilippo disease IIID), b. The record is from RefSeq and is a predicted model, not a curated record. The transcript has 14 exons. Gene Ontology annotation, biological process: glycosaminoglycan metabolic process. Gene Ontology annotation, molecular function: glycosaminoglycan binding; N-acetylglucosamine-6-sulfatase activity. Bases 276 to 1814 code for a protein of 512 amino acids. Lineage: Eukaryota; Metazoa; Chordata; Actinopteri; Siluriformes; Pangasiidae.
CCUUGAUUCCGACGGAAGUACUGGGGAAGUCAGUGAAGUGAUCCUGGAGUUUACUUAGCUAAUUAGGUUUAAUUCCUGUCGUUUUCAUUUCAGCAACACCCAUUCGUCAGGUUAAAGUCCCUCUACAAACGACAUGAAAGUCAUAUGACCACCGAGUUGCACUUCCUCAAACUUAACACACCAUCCCACUAGACUGUGAGUGCAACUCCACUGCAAGUCUGCUACUAAACCCUGCUCUAAAACUGACCUCUACAGGACUGCAGUCUGGAACACUCAUGGCAAGCUCACUAUCAAGGAAAACACACAGGAGAGUGAGUGAAAAGGCUUCUGAUCUCCUGCUUUUCCUCACCCUGCUCACCUGCCUACUGAGGUGUACACAAUGUGUCAAAGCCAGCAACAUGAUUCUCAUCCUUACAGAUGAUCUGGAUGUGGAGCUUGGUGGAAUGACACCCUUAAAGAAGACCAAAGCCCUGAUUGGUGAUGCUGGUGCCACCUUCUCCCGUGCAUACACAGCGACGCCCCUGUGCUGUCCCAGCCGGAGCAGCAUCCUCUCUGGGAAAUAUCCACACAAUCACAUGGUCCACAACAAUUCCUUCUCAGGCAACUGCAGCAGCAAAGCCUGGCAAGCUGGUCCCGAGAUGCAAGCCUUUCCUGUUUACCUCAGCAAGAAGUAUUAUCAGACCUUUUAUGGAGGGAAAUACCUUAAUCAGUAUGGGAUGAAUGAGACAGGAGGUGUGGGUCAUGUUCCUCCCGGAUGGGACCAGUGGCAUGUACUGGUGGGAAACUCUCAAUACUACAAUUAUACACUCUCUGUCAAUGGGAAAGCAGAGGUUCACAAAGAUGACUAUGAAAAGGACUACCUCACAGACCUUAUUUUAAACAGGUCACUGACUUUCCUGGACUCGAGAAGCCCCCAGCAUCCAUUUUUUGUGAUGCUGUGCCCUCCAGCCCCUCACUCUCCCUGGACUGCAGCUCCGGCAUACCAGAACAGCUUUGCUGACGUCAAGGCUCCACGUGAUGGGAGUUUCAACAAACCUGGAAACGACAAGCACUGGUUGCUGCGUCAGCCUGUUAACCCUAUGCCGAACAGCUCCAUUGAUUAUCUCGACAAUGCUUUCCGUAAAAGGUGGCAGACCCUUCUGUCUGUAGACGACAUGGUGGAGAAGCUGGUAAAGAAACUGGAAGACAUAAAGGAGCUGGACAACACUUAUAUUUUCUUCACUUCUGAUAAUGGUUACCACACAGGUCAGUUCUCCCUCCCCAUUGACAAGAGACAGCUGUAUGAAUUUGACAUCCGUGUGCCACUUUUGGUACGCGGGCCCGGGAUCAAGCCCAACCAAACUCUGCAGGAUCCAGUAAUGAAUAUCGAUCUCCCUAUGACCAUCCUUGACAUUGCCGGAGUUAAUAUCUCUAUCUUGGAUAUGGAUGGGCAGUCUUUUCUACCACAGAUGGCACCGUCAUUACGCAACGGCACUUCACGGCCCUACUUCUUGGUGGAGUACACUGGUGAGCACUUUACUAAAGAUCCUGACUGCCCCAAACUCGGCCCCGGAGUUGCUUAUUGCUUUCCAGACUGUGUUUGUGAGGAUGCCUUCAACAACACGUAUGCCUGCGUUAGGACUUUCAAGGACAACAAUUUGCAGUAUUGUGAAUUUGCUGAUGAUGAGGCAUUUGUGGAGGUGUACAACAUGACGACUGAUCCUCAUCAGCUGGAGAACAUUGUGAAGAAGGUGGACCCUACGCUCCUGCAGGUCAUGAAUCAAAGGCUCAUCAAGCUUCAGUCAUGCAAAGGAGACAGCUGUCGAAAUCUCUAAGAGCCAGAGCUCAACAGUUCUGCUCAGGCCAGAGUAGUAACCAAAGAAUGUCUGAUUUUAAACUGAUUUAAGUACUUCAAGGAUUUAUUUCACAUGCCAGGAUUUAUUAUUCGUGACACAAAAAAAAUUUAUUUGUUUACACCCAGCCCUUGCUGCUAUAUUCAUUCCAAUUCGAUUUCAUGUAGUGGAGGAACGGAGUCUGGAAUUACAUAGCUUUUAUCCAUUUAUACACUUACCAUAUUAAUACUAUACAAUAUUACAUACAAUACUAUACCAUAUUACAUGCACUGCAAAUAAGAAUAAUACACAGCACUGAACAAUAUGAUGAACUGUGAUGAUACAAUGUACAGUUGUUCACCCCUUAAACUUAUCAUUCAUCAUAUCCAUCAUUCAUCUUCAAUUAUUCAGUAACUUCAGUGAAACAAAUAAGGUGUGUAGAUACAAGAGCCGCUGAUGGGUCAUGGUACUUUAAGGGGUUAACUGUGAUAUACAGUAUAUAUUAUAUUAAUGACUAUAAUUGAUAUAAUCAAUAACAUUACUUAGAUUUGUCGCUAUUUAAUGGUUUCAACCCAAAAUUAUGCAAAUAAAAUACCUCAGGUCCUUUUCUAGACCUGUAGUUCAUACCAUUCUGUAAUGUGUACAUAUAUUACAGAAAACAUAGAAAACAUGUGAUAAGAUGUGCUUCACUUCAUUGUAUUCUCAUGCAAAUCCUGCCUUAAACUCUUCAUACAGAUCUAGAAAGGACAUGUACAAAACUCACUCCCUUAAAUGUGAAUGUAUUCAUAGAAUGAGCCUGGAGAUGUGUAUUAUUGAUUUCUGUGCAUGUCUGAUAGGCUUUGCUGCACUCAGUCAUUCUCUUUUUUGCUGCACUUGGUCUCUUUUAUUUCAUUCAACCUGGCUUAAAGAGUUUAAAGUUUUAACAGGGGUUCUGUGUGUGUUUACUUGUGUGUAUCACUAUACAAACUGAUCAUAUCUAUCUGGGAUUUUUUUUGGGUCUGUUGUGUAAUCAGACAGCUGAUAACAGGGUAGAUAUCUGAGGUGAUGCACCAGGGCCAUAGCACUUUUUUAAUAGGAAUGUUGAAUGUCAACUGUUAAGGGCAACUGUCAUUUUUAAUAAUUAAUAAGCCUUGCCUUGAUGUAUGUGCCUUUGGGAAAACAGCUUUGGUCUGCAGGUAAUUUAAGGUUAUGGUGGUCGUGCUUUCUUACCUUUCCAGCUGUGUUUCCGAAAAAAAUCAAAAUAUUCAAACAAUAAAUUCUAAAGAAAAUGUUUAAAGUCUAAUUUUUUGCUUCCUCUGGGGUUAUCAGUAACACAGCAUCAUUUGCUAAUGAAUUGCUAAUAUUCUACACUGUAUAAUAAAUGAUUAUGUCUGAAUGAAUGUGUCUGAGAUGCAUUAAACAAAAAAUAGAUCAGUAAAAAUGUAGGUCAGUUCCCCAAAUGUAGUCAAUCAGCUAAUAUACAGUAUGGGUUUGUGGAAGUAUAUUAACAGAAAAAGUAUAUUUUUAGGAUUUUGGGUGAGAUAGACUUCAAUUAUUGGUUUCGUACAUGCAGAGUAAAACUAAUAAUGGAAAAGAAAA